Diabrotica balteata is the source of this 1659-nucleotide messenger RNA. NCBI's taxonomy places the organism in Eukaryota, Metazoa, Arthropoda, Insecta, Coleoptera, Chrysomelidae. The record is from the annotation of a GenBank genome assembly.
AUGGGGACCAUCGACAGCGGAACAGAGACACUAUUUUCCGACGAAUCCUCUUGUGAAUUAGUGCGAUCCCCUAGUAUAUGCUCUGGAGAUGAAACCGAGGUUCAAAUGGAGGACACUCGAUCCAUCAACAGCAGGUUGGGGCCUCCUAAUAUACAACCCUACAGCGGUGUCCUAGAAAAGGGAAAGGUGGUAAUCCGACCCAUCGCCUUUAAACCAUCAACUAUGACGAUGACCGGUUCGUCAAGGUUUGGAAUGGCAGGAGAACGAUACGGAUCCACACCGAUACUCACCAGGCCUGGAUCCAGGCUCACGCUUUACGGAAGUAGCAGCGAUUUACGGCCACCAAAUAAUGUAAACAACUACUCUCUAGAUAGAAAGUUAAGGUCUUCGUGUCCUUCUUCGACUUGUUCUCCACCCUUAGCGAUGAGUUCACUCUCUUCAUUACCCCACAGUCACAAACUCGUUAAUUAUGAUAGUUUAGAAAGUGUAAGAAAAUCGCCAAUGUCUAAUGCUGAUAGUUCCGGACCAAACAAACUUUCCUAUCGCCUAAUGUCAGCAUCAAACCAUAGCAGUAUGUUGGAUCUCACCCCAUCACCUUCUGAUUCCGGAAUUUCGGAACUGGAGGCAGCCCUUAGAGAUCGAGAUUCCGAACUUGCGUAUUUACGGCAAACAAUGGAACAUAACGAACAAGUCAUUUUCAGAGUAUACCAGGAGAAGGAGAAAGUCUGGGAAAGAGAACUGAAAAGACUGAAAACUGCCCAAGAAAAUAGACUCAGGGCCAGCUCCCAAAAAGUACUUAAAUUAGAACAAAUGUUAAUGAUGCAAACGUAUCAAAUGCAACAAGAGAAAAAGAGGUUGUGUUCUGAUAUUCAGAGAUCUAAUAUGCAAUGUGACAGAUUGCGUCAAGAAGUCACUGUUUUAAAAGGAAGAUUAGAAGAAACUGAAUGGGGAUUGUGCCAGAAAACUGGCGAAAUUUCUUUAUUAAAAAGUCAACUUAAAGAUCUCCAGAUCGAUCAAACUAAUAAAAACCAGGAGUUCAUCCUAUUCCGAACAGACCAACGUGAUCUUCGACAUCAACUGGAACAAAAAAAUCAAGAACUGGAAAAUUUACAUUCAAUAACAAAUUCCAAAGAUGAAGAAAUUGAGGAGCUUAAAAGGCAAAUAGAGCAACUAAAAGCGUCGCCAUCACCAGUUUAUGAAAAAAACAUGAAAGUUAAUUCAAAUUAUGAAGAAACAGAAAAAUUAAAGGCGGAAAUUAAAGAACUGAGAGAAGAACUCUCAGAUAUGAGUUUAAAAGAUUAUUCUCAUGUGGAACCUGGAAGAAAUAAAGCAAAUUAUAUCAACGAGGAUGGUUGUAACGACAACAUUGAAAUUAAGAAGAUAAAUAUUGACGUAGAGGAAGAGGGCGUAAAUGAAAUAGAAAAUCUGAAAGCAGAAAUAUCGGCUAAAACCAAGCAAUUUGAAAAUGAAAGGAGAAUCUGGGUACAAGAAAAAGAAAAGGUUCUCAGAUAUCAACGACAGUUACAGAUGAAUUACGUCCAAAUGUUUAGAAGAACCAGAGCGCUGGAAGCUGAAAUUGAAAAUUUAACUGUAGAACUGGAGAUGGACAAAAGCGGACUGAAGAAAAAAUUAGAACUAUCACAGACUAUUGACUUAUGA